Molecule: messenger RNA, 1478 nt
Organism: Acyrthosiphon pisum (pea aphid)
Lineage: Eukaryota; Metazoa; Arthropoda; Insecta; Hemiptera; Aphididae
Product: transmembrane protein 14C-like
Exons: 4
Coding region: 265-663 (132 amino acids)
Biological process (GO): regulation of heme biosynthetic process; homologous chromosome pairing at meiosis; meiotic strand invasion involved in reciprocal meiotic recombination
Cellular component (GO): DNA recombinase auxiliary factor complex; condensed nuclear chromosome; mitochondrial membrane
Molecular function (GO): double-stranded DNA binding; recombinase activator activity
Source: RefSeq, a predicted model, not a curated record
UGAUCUUUCGUAAGACUAUUCGAAGUUCGUCCGUCCUCUCUAACUAUAUCGACUUAUAAAACGCAACUCCCAUGUAAUGUCGUACUUUUAAAUGUUCGCAAAAUUAAUACAUCAGACAACAGUUGUGAAUUAAGAAUUUUGAUUGUAAUUUGUCUUGGUAAUUUUUAAAACUAGGUUUUUAAUUUUUGUCUACUGUGUACAACAAAAGAUUUAAAGUAAUCGUCUAUUGCUGAAGUCGUUUAUUCAACUAAUUUCCCAUUAUGAAUGCACUCAAGUGAAAACACACUCAGAAAUUUAUCGCCACCGUACCACACGACCGGCGUUCCGUUCACCAUGCCCGUUGAUUACAUUGGAUUUGCGUACGCCGCAACGGUGGCAGCCGGAGGCAUCAUCGGCUACGCAAAAGCAGCAAGUAUUCCAAGUCUGUCGGCAGGUUUGUUGUUUGGCUCUCUACUUGGAUAUGGUGCAUAUCAAACAACAAAAAACCCCAAUAACUUGGCCCUUUCAUUGGGUACAAGUGCAGUUCUAGGAGGAAUAAUGGGUGUUCGUUAUCUUAAUAGCGGAAAAGUCAUGCCAGCUGGUAUACUGGCAGCUUUAAGUUUGGCCAUGGUGAUCAGAUUGGGUGCUAGACAAGUUAUUGUUUGGUCGGCAAAAAACGAAUAGACAAUCCUGGAGAAAAUACUGAAGUACUACAACAACCAUCACUAUCAGUUCAAAAUGUUAUACAAGAGCAAAAUAACGAGCCAAAAGAAUUAUUAGAGGGCAAUCAUGCAAAUGUUUGAAAAUCAUUGCAUAUUUGCAUUUGCCCUUUAGUUCUUAUCUCCAGGAUUGUGUAUACAGCUCUUAGUCAAUACUGCUUAAUAUAAAAUUAGAAUAGUUUAAAUUUAAAUAAUAAUUUAAUUAUAAUUUUUGGUGGUUUGGGUCAAUUUUACCAUUAUUUAUGAUUACGCUUUAUAUAAAUAUUUUUUUUUUUAAUGAUUUGUAUCAAAAUAAAAACAAAAAAAAAACUAAAACACUUGUUUAACUUAUUUAUCAUAUAUUUUUUGUAUGUACAUUUCUGUCACUUAAAAUACUUAGACUAAACAACAUCUUAAUUAGUUAAAAUAAAAUAUCAUAGGCAGAAAAGUUGUAUUUGCCCACUCAAUAAUUACAAAUAAAAAUAAACAAAAAUAAGUUUUGAAUCACAUAAAUGUCGUAGUUUCGAAAUCUUUUUCAGUCCAGUUUUAUCCUAGAGUUGUCGAGGAACAAUAUUAUUUGAAUCGGAUAAAAAAAGAUUCCAAAACACGAGAACGUAAUACAUAAUGUUGUUAUAUUAUAAUAUCAUUAUGAACUUAUCAUAUAGGGCGGCUUAUCACAAUAAAAAUAUCUCCCAAUCGAGAAUGAGUAUAUUAUGUGGACAAUGUAUAGGGUUUUCAUAAAGAUUAAUUGUUUGUCGUUGAGUCACACCACAACUAAUAAAUAAUGAUAAAAAUAAAACA